This is a messenger RNA of Eurytemora carolleeae, 4416 nucleotides long. Its product is annotated as zinc finger and SCAN domain-containing protein 12-like. The coding region runs from base 1510 to 3681 and encodes 723 amino acids. Gene Ontology annotation, biological process: regulation of gene expression. The record is from RefSeq and is a predicted model, not a curated record. Gene Ontology annotation, cellular component: nucleus. The transcript is spliced from 11 exons. NCBI's taxonomy places the organism in Eukaryota, Metazoa, Arthropoda, Copepoda, Calanoida, Temoridae.
CAAAUUUUUUAUUUAUUAUCUGUGAAAUAGUUGAGCUUGUGGAGCUAGUUGACUUUAACGAAGGCAAUGUGGAACUGGUUGAACUAAACCAACCUGGAGAUGUUGUGGAAAUUGAUAUCGAUGAAUAUUUUCCUAAACUGGAAGAUCCAACGGAUGAUCCUUUAGGAGUCGGAGACAUUAUUCAGAACAAUGUCGACCCAGUUGCUUCAAUUAGCACAGGUUCGAUGUCUGUUAUUGAGUUGGAGGUCAAAGAGGAUGAAGGGGCUGAGGAAGAUGAUGGGAACGAGGAAGAGGCCGCUAUCUACACUUGUCAAGAAUGUAAUUAUCAAACAUUAUCAAUCUCCAACCUCAGUAUACACUCCCACGUGAAAUUACGAUGCUACCUCUGCAAGUUUUCAACCCAGCUCAAGUCUGAAUUUAAUCAGCACAUGCAUAAGCAUAAACCCAAGGGAGGAGCUCAAACUGGUCCUGCUCCUGCUCCACCACGACAGGUUCCAGUUAACAGUUUAGGCGGGACUACUUCACAGUUUCACUGUAAACCUUGUAAACUUGCUUUCAGCUCUAGUUUAAGUUUGGAGAAUCAUCAAAGAGUGAGACACACUUCCUCGCGAAUAAAAUGUAAUCUCUGUGAUUUUUCACACAUUAGUCCCGUGAUAUUAAAACAGCACAUGAAGAUUGAGCACCCAGCACUAAGAGUAUCAGAUUUUUUCUGCAAAGAAUGUAGCUUAUCCUUCUCCUCUCAGAAAGUUCUAGAAAGCCACAUGAACGUUCGCCAUGGGGGAACCAUUGUCACAAAGAGCGCCAAAAUGGCUACUCCCCGAGUCAACCAGAAUGUCAAACGAAAACGCACCUCAGUCCAGAUCCCUAAAACCACAAAUAAGCCAGUUGAGACGUCCGUGUGGCAUGUGGUCGUUGAUAAGGAGAAGAAAUCGCGUUACUCCUGCAGAACCUGCGGGUUUACUACAGACGAUGAGAAUGUUCUGACUGAACAUGAAGCAAGUUUUCCAAGUAUUUACGUCUGCUCUUUCUGCUCAUUUGAGACCCAUUGGAGUUCUAAAGUGACAGAACAUAAGAUCGCCGAACAUCCUGAUAGUGUGAAAUUUCCCUGUGAUUUGUGUGAAUUUCGUACGUGCAAUAAUGCGGGAUUACACACCCACAAGCGAAUUGUUCACGGCAUUAUGGAACCUAUAAUAUAGAAGGGUCCCAGACUACCAGUACCUUUUUAUACGUCUCAUUUGAUGGAUUAAAUUAUAUAUUUGGUCAAUCCUACCAUUUAAAGAAUAUCGUUCAAACUUCACCAAUUUUGUUUAGUUUUUUGUUAAAUUCGGAGAAACAUUUAUUUUUCUCAUUUAUUCAAAAUGAAAAUUCUGUUAUAUUUCCAGAUACCAUGAUUUGGGUAGUACUAGUAUCCAGUAUCCUGUAUACCAGAAAUAUUGUAAAAUUAUCUACUGUAUUUUAAGUAAAAUUUAGAAGAUAACGCAACAACCUGGUUUCCUUAAAUCAGCAAAGAUGUACACCAAAAAGCAACUAGACUGUGACCAGUGUGAUUUUAUCGGGAAAACAUUGUCGUAUCUUCGUAUUCACCAGGGUAAAGUCCACGGCGGAGUUCUAUUUCUAUGUGAUGAAUGUGAUUUUUCUGGAACCAAUGCUGAGGAUUUAAACAAGCACACUAUACACCACAGGAGAACACGGUUUAAAUGUGACCUGUGUGACUUUGGAACUGGAAGCGCCAGGAGGUUGGAGAAGCAUAAAUAUUUGCAUAGAGAUUUAGUUGACGACGAAUCUGAUGAGGAGAAUGAUGAUAUUCAGCUUAAAGGUCUUGAAACUGAUCCGGAUUUUCAUCCUCCCUCUCAUAGUGAAGAAGAUGAUGACGAGAUUGACCAUCUGCAUAUUGACUGUGACUGUGAAGAGCAUGAAGAGGAGAUGAAGAAACAUCCUGUAAAUCUACAAAUAGCUCUCGAGGAAAAUUCGGGCGAUAAAGAAGCUGAAAAAUCCGCAAAGCCUACAAAGCAAAAUUUCGAAAAAUGGAUCAAACAUCAAUUCGAAAACCCAAAAUCGGAAAAUUAUAGGUUUUUUAAAAAUACGAGACAUAUACACAUAUUCGACCCUUUUGAUAAACACCUAAAAAGGAAAAAUAAGGGUUUAAAUAAUGAAACAGAUGAACCGCCCAUGAAACUUACCCGCUACAAUUCUAGACCAGAUGAUAUUGAUGAACCAGAAUCACUGAAUGUUGAAUUACCAAAUUUGGACGCCGAAGAAUACAAUUUGUCGCCGGAAGUUGAUAAAUCUGCAGAAGAAAUGGAAAUAUCUACACAGGAAAAAGAAAUAUCUACACAGGAAAAAGAAAUAUCUUCACAGGAAAAAGAAAUAUCUACACAGGAAAAAGAAAUAUCUACACAGGAAAAAGAAUUAUCUUCACAAGAAAAUGCCAUUUCUAUACAGGAAAAUGAAAUAAGUUCAAUAGAAAAGGAAACACCACCACCGGAAAAGAAAACAUUUGUAACAGAAACCAGGCUUAUAACGAAUAUCGAUGAAUCUAUCUUGAAAUCUAUGAAACUUCCUGGAUAUCGCAGUGUGAAAGUAAAUGAAUUAGAUAGCUUCGAUGACAAUGAAAAAGAAACUUCUGAACCGGAAGAAGAAAAUAUGUUAUCUGCAAUAUCUGAAGAGGACCAGCUAACUCAGACGGCACGCGAAUCAGGGGAGCCAAGUAGUCUAGCUGAGAUGGUAUUUAUAAAAACAGAAGAGAUCGAGAAUAAACCUGACGUAGCCCUGUAUUCUCCUGAUAGCUCGAGGACCCCGGAUGAACUAAGUCCGGCUGAUUUAUGUCAAGCAUAUAUAGAUACUAAUUCUGAACAACUUACUCCUGAAGUCGAAAAAAUUGAUGACUUUCCUUGUGCUCUGUGCGGUAAAGUUAACGCCUCUCACGAAAAACUUAAACAACAUGUUAAAAUCAUGCAUCGAGUUUUUACAUGCGAGUUCUGCGCGUUUGCAGCAGCUGAUUGCUCGAGCUUGUUGGAACACAAGAGGAGAUCUCAUUCUGUAAAAUGUAGUUUAUGCGACUACACAGCAACUUAUCUAGGAAGCCUUUAUAAACAUAGAAGCAAAGUUCACGGAUUGAUUGAAUGUGAUCAGUGUUUUAUAGCACUGCCUUCAAAUGAGGAGCUUGUAACACACAUUAAACAGACCCAUGUUUACGUCUUCAGAUGUAAUCAGUGCCCAUACGCGGCUAAACUUGGUUCUUACUUGAAAAAUCACAUAAAGCACAAACACAACACAAGUACCUUCAAGUGUGAGUUGUGUGACUACACGUGUAUGGCAGAGUCGGGGAUAAAAGCACACAUGAAAAUUCAUCGAAUAUUUAAUUACAAAUGCACCAUUUGCAGUUUCACUUGCACUACCUUGAAACGCUUGAGUGGACACGAAUCCAGGCAUCAUCCGGGGGUUACAUUCAGAUGUGAUAAAUGUGACUAUGUUGAUUCAAGCUCAGUGUUUAUAAAUAUACACAAAAAGAAUACACAUGAAGAACAGAAGAAACCAAAACUUGAUAACAGCAACUUUAGAUAUCCCUGUACUGAAUGUGAAUUUGCAGGGGUAUCUGAUGAAGAUUUGAUUAAGCACAAGCUUAUGAAUCAUGAAAGUGAAAAUUUUAAUCUUGAUGAUGAACUUGAAGGUGAAAUAUGAUAACUAGUCAAGUUCUCUAUUUAUAUUUUCUGGCAUAUUGAGGAAAAUUUUGUGUUUUAGUUUUAAAUUCAAUUGUAUCAAUGAUAUUAUGAUAAUUCCAUUCAAUCCUCACAUACUUACAAAGACUACUUUUACUGCAUUUAAGAAGGACAAGGUUGUAACACUAAGAAUUUUAUAUCUAUUAAAACUCCAUAUAUCUGUUCUCUUAUUUAUAUGGUCUAUACUUUUGGUAAUUUGAAAGGCCUAGUCUUUGAAAUUAUUGAAAUUGUCGAUUUGAAAUUUUUACCGAACACAGAACAAUGUUAAUGUGAUCAUUACAUACUUUGUACAUUAAAAUGGGCCAACAAUUCCAGAUCUUCGUUGAAACUCAUUAAUCUAUCUAUAACUAGCCAAAAAAUAUGAAUUCAAUUCUUUUUGUUGGUUAAUACUAUUUACCAGUAUUAUUUUAUGGUUUGUGGCUCGUGUUUUUAGCCUGCAUUUAAGCUUUUUGUUUGCUGAUAUGUGAAGACUGUUGUGCUCCGUUCAAAAUAAGAUAAUAAUGUUUUGUGGAUUUUUCUGUUUAUGACCAUGAUAAUUGAACAUUGAACCUUCCUUUGGGUAAAAAAACACGACACAAGAUCGUUUGAAAUGUUGACGUUUAUGGAGAUUAACAAACAAAUCAAUGUAUAUACAGAUGUAGGAUCAAUUAUAUGAAUAUUAAUCAUAAUCUGGCGAAUAAAAAUUGUUCAAUGUAAA